Molecule: messenger RNA, 201 nt
Organism: Paramecium primaurelia
Lineage: Eukaryota; Ciliophora; Oligohymenophorea; Peniculida; Parameciidae
Source: the annotation of a GenBank genome assembly
AUGGGAUGUGUUAAUUCUAGAAGUGUUGAAACUUAUCAAAGAAAAUUCAAAUUAGUUAUUAUAGGAUUAGAAGGUAGGGUAAAACAACUGUAUUUGAAUACAUCAGAUAAAGAAAAUUUGCGCAGACUAAACCAACAGUUGGUUAGGAAUUAUAAUAAUAAAUAGGUGUAAAUGUUGAUUUUAGCCAUCCAGAAUUCAUGA